GACACAGUGAGACACACAUAUAUUUUUUUUGCUCCUAUUUAUUAUUCUUUAUUAAUCUUAUUCUAGAAUAUUUUAAUGUUUUGACCGACCCAGUUGCUUUAUAGACCCCCCUUUACUCACUAAUAACUGUUUUCAAGUCAUUUACGCUACUCUUUAACUUUCACUUUUGACCCCGCACUUCAUCACCAUGGAUGCUAAACUAGCACUGAACCUGGAAGAGUUGGAAUCCCUCUUCACUACAAAGAUGGCUGCUUAUGAAGCAAAGUUGGCAUCCGCUACCGCUGGCUCCUCCUCCUCUGCUGCUUCAACACCAGUUGCAAGUCUAACCUCACUCUCGCAAGAAUUUAGUGACUUCAAAAGCUUUGUUAUGCAAGCUCUUUCAAAGUUCAAAACUCAAUUGGAGUUACUUUCACAAGGUUUUGACAGGCAUGAAACUAUUAUGCGGCGCAAGGUGCUUUUAAUCCAUGGAGUCCCUGAAGCUAAAGAUGAGAAGGUCCCUGAUGUUGUCUCUCAAGUAUUCCAUGACAGCUUGAAGUUGAACGAGCUCUCCAGGGAGAACAUCCAUGUGUGCCACCGGUUAGGAUCAGGCAAGCGUUCCAGGCCAAUACUUGUCAGGUUUUUCACCACCGAGCAUCGCCAACUUGUUUGGGAUGCCAAGAAAUCACUUAAAGGUACCGGUUACACUAUAUCUGAAUUCUUGACUCGUAUGCGACACCAAACCUUCGUUGCCGCACGCAAACAUUUUGGAAUGUCUAAUUGCUGGUCGAGUGAGGGCAAGAUAUUAAUCAUCACUCCUGACAAGUCUCGUCACAAAUUAGAAAGCAUGGAUGAACUUCAAAAACUUCUUUCUAAAUAUCCCCUGAGCAACGAUGUCCUUGCGCAGCCGGCAGUUCCAACUUCGCCUCAGCCUGCUCCAUUGUCUUCCGAGCCCGCUACACCCGUUGUCAACAAGCUCCAAAGAAGGUUAAAGCGUCGCAAUUAAGUAGUUUUAUAAUCAUGCAUGUUUAUCUAUAGUAUCCGUUCUGACUUUGCUGCUUUGCACCUCUUUUUACUGCUGCAUCAUAGCUUACUCUUAUAUAACUUUUUGUUUCAACCACCGUCUUGCACUUAUUUUAUUUCCUUUCGUUGAUACCUUCAUUUUUAUUACAUUAUUAUUAUAAAUUAGUCGGUAA
Molecule: messenger RNA, 1172 nt
Organism: Trichoplusia ni (cabbage looper)
Lineage: Eukaryota; Metazoa; Arthropoda; Insecta; Lepidoptera; Noctuidae
Exons: 1
Coding region: 188-982 (264 amino acids)
Source: RefSeq, a predicted model, not a curated record